Messenger RNA from Lodderomyces orthopsilosis Co 90-125, 1866 nucleotides. It is a transcript of the gene PES1, whose product is annotated as mRNA-binding ribosome synthesis protein. Bases 1 to 1866 code for a protein of 621 amino acids. Gene Ontology annotation, biological process: maturation of LSU-rRNA from tricistronic rRNA transcript (SSU-rRNA, 5.8S rRNA, LSU-rRNA); ribosome biogenesis. Lineage: Eukaryota; Fungi; Ascomycota; Pichiomycetes; Serinales; Debaryomycetaceae. The transcript has a single exon. Gene Ontology annotation, cellular component: PeBoW complex; nucleolus. Gene Ontology annotation, molecular function: RNA binding. The record is from RefSeq and is a predicted model, not a curated record.
AUGGCUAGAAUCAAAAGGAAAGGAACAUCGGGAAAUGCCAAAAACUUCAUCACUCGUACACAAGCAAUUAAAAAAUUGCAAAUCUCUUUAGCUGACUUCCGUCGUCUUUGUAUUUUUAAAGGUAUUUAUCCAAGAGAGCCACGUAAUAAAAAGAAAGCCAAUAAAGGAUCCACUGCUCCUGUGACUUUUUACUAUACCAAGGAUAUACAAUACUUGUUACAUGAGCCGGUCUUGGAUAAAUUCAGACAACACAAGACGUUUGCUAAGAAAUUGCAGAGAGCUUUAGGAAAAGGUGAAAUUUCCAGUGCUUCUAAAUUAGAGCAAAAUCGUCCCAAGUACAAAUUAAAUCACAUUAUUAAAGAAAGAUAUCCUACUUUUCUUGACGCAUUGAGGGAUUUAGACGACCCAUUGAACAUGUUAUUUUUAUUUAGUAAUAUGCCAGCUACUGAUCGAGUUUCCACCAAAGUUGUUGGUGAUGCUGAAAGAUUAUGCAAUCAAUGGUUAGCUUAUAUUGCCAAAGAACGAUUAUUGAAAAAGGUGUUUGUUAGUAUAAAGGGAGUUUAUUAUCAGGCUACUGUUAAAGGACAGGAAAUUAGAUGGUUGAUACCAUAUAAAUUUCCCACGAAUAUCCCCACCGAUGUUGAUUUUAGAAUUAUGUUGACAUUUUUGGAAUUUUACUCAACAUUGUUGAAUUUUGUCAUGUACAAAUUGUACAAUGAAAGUGAAUUGAUUUAUCCACCGCAAAUUGAUAUGAGUAAAUUGAAAGGUGUUGGUGGGUUGACUAGUUAUGUGUUACAAUCAAAAGAUGCCAGGAAUAGUAGUUUGUUGUUGAAGCAACAGACUACUGAUGAGAGUAAUGAAGUUGGUAAAGAAUUGUCCCAAUCGGAAAUCCAAAAGGCAAUGAAAGCAGAUCAAGAAACUGGUAAUGAUGGAGACGAGGAAAGCAAAGACGCCGAAGAAGAAGCUGCUUCCAACGCUAAUGUUGAAGAAAUUGAAUUAGAUACAUUCCAAGACAAUUCAACAACCAAGUCAGCCGACACUUUAAUCCAGCCAUCUAAAUUCUCAUCACCAACAUCACAAUUAUUUUCAAAAUUCAUUUUUUACAUUGGUAGAGAAGUUCCAUUAGAUAUUUUGGAAUUUGUCAUAUUAUCAUGUGGUGGAUCUGUAAUAUCAGAAAUAAGUCUUGAUGAUUUAAAAAUCAAUGAUCCAAAAGCAUACAACCAAUUGAAUUUGGAUUCAAUAACUCAUCAAAUUUGCGACAGGAAUAAAGUAUUGUCAAAAGUUCCCGGUAGAACUUAUAUUCAACCACAAUGGGUAUUUGAUUGUGUUAAUAAACAGGAAUUAAUAAGCGUUGGACCUUACGCUCCAGGCGAAACUUUACCACCUCAUUUAUCGCCAUGGGGAGAUGCUGGUGGAUAUGAUCCAAAUUCAGAAGCUAAUGCUAAAGCACAACAAGCAGGUGAAGGUGAAGAAAACGUUGAAGAAAGUGAAGAGGAGGAGAUAGAAGUUGAAUCAGGCGAUGAAGAUCAAGAGGAGGAAGAAGAAGAAGAAGAAGAAGGGGAUGAGGCAGAUGAAGAUGAAGAUCUCAAGGCACAAAAGGAAUUAGAAAUGGAAGUAGCCGGUGAGAAAUUUUCUGACUUGAAACAAGACGAACCUAAAUUGAAGAAACAAAAGACAAAAUCAACAGCUUCUUCAACUGAAGAUGAUGAAGCUAAGGAAUUGGCUAAGAUUAUGAUGACGAAUAAACAAAAGAAGUUGUAUAAGAAGAUGCAAUAUGGUAUUGAGAAGAAAGAGACGAGGAAUAAAGAAUUGACUAAAAAGAGAAAACAAUUGGAGAAGAAAAAGAAGCAGUUGCAAAACAUGUAA